AUGGAGUUCUUGUUGUCGAUGGAGCUCCGUUUUGAGCAUUUUCACUUCUUCGGCGAGUUCUCGUGUCUCGUGGAAUCCUUGUCGAACGCCGUCCAACUCGACUCUGGAACUUUUCGGUGCCAUUUUUCUGCGCAUAAACUCACUAUUCUGUGCCUCCAUCUUCGUCAUCUCCGCAUCCAUCAGAAUCCGACUACUCAUCGCAUCGUCAUGUUUCCUCUUCACCGCCAACUCCUUCUCCAACGAUUCUUUCGCCUCACGGAGUCGUUGACUGACGUCUCUCUCCGAUUCGAGUGCCGACGAGAUUUGACGAAUUCGUUCGUCUUGCUCGGCGAGCCGACGGUUGCUUUUCGACUCAUCGGCUGCUCCGCCGUGUGA
Molecule: messenger RNA, 375 nt
Organism: Caenorhabditis remanei
Lineage: Eukaryota; Metazoa; Nematoda; Chromadorea; Rhabditida; Rhabditidae
Exons: 2
Coding region: 1-375 (124 amino acids)
Source: RefSeq, a predicted model, not a curated record